GCGCCAGAGCAGGGCUGAGUUGCCUGGUGCGGCCCCUGACCCCACUCCCCAGCGGGAGCUUGCAGGGCAGCUUAAAACAGCUUGCGGUCGGAUGCGGCCCAUGGGCCAUAGUUCCCCCACUCUCUGUUCUAGAGCAGAUGAUCACAAUGGUCCCUUCUGGGUUGGAACUAUCGAUCAUUCCUUGAACACCAAUGACUCCUUCCCACCUCUUUGGGGGGAAGAUAUCUUCUGCCCAGGGUUGGGAUGAGGCGAUAAGGCAGCAAGGUUAAGUGGAACUGGUCAGUCAUAGACUCUAGCACUUUCUCCUCUAUCUCUCCUAGCUAGUGCCCAGGCUCGUAGUAGCUCCCAAAUAAGGAAUGCUGCCCCUCCCUCCGUCCCCCUACCUUGCCAUUGUACAGGCAGGGCAUUCAAGAGGGCUGAGAGAAAAGAGGAGUAGGCUGAGGAGCCCGCUGUGUGAAGCUAGUUGUACAGGCAGCGAAGUCAGUGGCAUGCAGCAGGUGGCGCCUGGGAGCCACGCUGGACUGCGGCCGCUGCGGCUGGCGGCUCCCUCCCAGUGGGCUCGCACAUGGCACGCGCCUCUGUGAAAAGCCGCGCGCCGCUCCGGGUCAGCUCACUUGUUCCGGGAGAGCCUCAGCGGGAGGAGCGGCGCGUGAGUCUCCGGCUGCAGCUGCAGGCGCUGCAAAGCUCCACCGCCUCCCCCUCCCAGCCCCGAGUCCGAUGCAGCCUCAGUGCCGCCCAGCGGGUACGCGCCGAGGAGGCAUGCCACGGAGCGGGGCGGCGGCAGCGGCACUGCCCUCUGCCUGCACCCCUCUCUCUUACUGCUGCGCAGACAGAGGGGGCGAGAAGCCAGGCACCAGAAGCUGCGUCUGCUUUUAAGGGGCGCUCCCCCCGCUCCCGCGGGAUCCUGCUCCCUAGCCUCCUGCUCUCCUCGUCCCAUCCACUAUGGUGCUUCAGCUUGGGACUUUGCACUCCUGUUCUUGCGCAUGGCUCCAUCGCGUGCCGGAGGAGGACUCGGUACCGUCAGAGCCCUAAUUAGGGAGGAUGGCUUCGGGGGAUGAGCACAACCUCGGGAGCGGCGAGGAGGAGGAGAGCCAACUGCAGCUGACUUGGUGAGGAGGGUGCGAUCCCCAGGCUGGCUGUGGGAGUCCCCCCAGACUUCAGCCCACCUCCCUCGCUCUGUCAGGAUCUGCGGUCCGGGUCCGGACCCCGCCUUGUAUCAGCACAGCAGCAGCACAUCGUGGCCAACUUGCUGGGAGAGAGCCGUCCCUGCUGCUGUCCUGGCUGAGGAGCUCCCAUUCCCUGAACCCAGCGGCAGCAGAGCCAAGGGCUGGCUUGCUGGGGAGUGGGCUGAGCCCCGGCUGGCUUUGGGGGAAUCCCCCAGCGCAGCCCAGCUCCCCGCUCUGUACGGACCGGCCCCUGCAGUCAGCCCCCAGCCCCGGGAGCUGGACCGGGCUGACUUGCUGGGGAGCAGGCAGAGCCCGGGCUGGCUUUGGGGUCCCCCCAUCUGCUGCCGGGGCGGCCGCGGUCAGGGAGCUUGGACUUGGGCUGCCACCAUGUCUAAGACGGCGGAUAGCGGCGGAGCGGCUCCAGCCGAGGACCUGUCCAAGGUGUCCGACGAGGAGCUGCUGAAGUGGAGCAAGGAGGAGCUGAUCCGCAGCCUGCGCAGGGCCGAGGCGGAGAAGAUGAGCGCGAUGCUGGACCACAGCAACCUCAUCCGGGAGGUGAACCGCCGCCUGCAGCUCCACCUCGGCGAGAUCCGCGGCCUCAAGGAUAUCAAUCAGAAGUUGCAAGAAGAUAACCAAGAACUGAGAGACCUUUGCUGUUUUCUGGACGAUGAUAGGCAGAAAGGCAAGAAGGUAUCACGAGAGUGGCAGAGAUUGGGCAGGUACAGUGCUGGGGUUAUGCACAAAGAGGUUGCCUUAUAUUUACAGAAACUGAAAGAAUUGGAAGUGAGACAAGAAGAAGUGGUUAAAGAAAACAUGGAACUGAAAGAACUGUGUGUUUUGCUUGAUGAAGAGAAAAGUGGUGGAGCAGGCAGCAGGAGUUCCAUUGACAGCCAAAUCAGCCUCUGCCAGCUAAAUGCAACAAGUACUUACAUACGAGAUGUUGGUGAUGGGAGCAGCACCUCUAGCACUGGAAGUACGGACAGUCCAGACCAUCAUAAACACCAUCCAAAUACUAGUCCUGAACAUCUCCAAAAAAGUAGGGGCGAAGGAAGCCCUGAGCAUCAAAAACAUAGGAGUCUUAGCCCAGAGCAUCUCCAAAAACCUAAGAGUUCUGGAAGUCCCGAUCACCAGAAGCAUCUAAAAGGACCAAGUCCAGAACAUCAUAAAAAUGUUGGCAAAGGUAGUCCUGAACAGCAAAAGCACUCCAGUAGUAGUCCAGAAACUCUUCCAAAGCACAUUUUAAGUAGUAGUCCUGAACAUUUUCAAAAACAUAGGCCUAGUAGUAGCCCAGAGCAUCAAAAGCACAGCAGCAGCAGCCCUGAGCAUCUUCAAAAACACACAUUGAGUGGAAGCACAGAACAUCUCCAGAAAGUGAGGGGGACAAGCCCUGAGCAUCUCAAACAACAUUAUGGAGGGAGUCCGGAGCAUCUCAAACAUCUCAGUGGGGGCAGCAGAGAAGGUACCCUAAGGAGACAAGUAGCAGAUGAUAUGUCACCUCAUCACAGGAGUGUAUACAAUGGAAUGAAUGACUCAACCUUGUCCUAUGUUAGGCAGCUGGAGGCAAGAGUAAGACAGCUGGAGGAGGAAAAUCGCAUGCUACCCCAGGGUCCCCUUAGGAUGCCAUCAGGGGCGGAUGGGAGUUACUGCUCUCCAAACCAUCCAGCUAGCUUCAGUGGACAUGUCUCACCUUCUCAGCAGCCUGAAGCAGUGGUAAAUGCUAUUAAGGUCUUGGAAGCUCAGGAAAAUAUAGAUCGGCAGCAUGGUAAAGAAUAUGAUCAUGACCUUAGUGAGACAGAAAAAGCUAUAGUCAGAGAAAUGUGCAAUGUUGUGUGGCGGAAGCUUGGAGAUGCUGCAGGUUCAUGUCCUGGAAUUAGACAACAUUUGUCAGGAAAUCAGUAUAAAGGACCUAUGUAAAAGGACCUGAGUGUCACCCCUCUCAGAAGAUAGAGUUUAAAUGGCAAGUGACGGAUAGAGGGAACUUACUCUAUCCACAGUAACUUCUCAGCUGACAACAGGAUGUCUACAUGCAGUAUACAUGACUUCUUUGAAACAGUGGUGAAGUGGUUAAAAAAAAGUGGAUAAACUGACCUAAACUCCAUACUCUCUGACUGAGAAGUGGGUAAACUCUGUUUACUCUUGACUACACUACUGCUUUGAAAAUUGGCACAGCUUCUUCAUAAAAGUCUUUCAGACAACAGUUAUGUACCCUAGAGUCCUGGCACUGUCAUUUCAGGAUACUGUAGAGUUAAACUCUGCCUCUUAGCCAUGGCAUUGUCAUUCAAAACUACACGCUCAGAGUGAAGAGAUCUGAAUGCUUCUUAUUUAAAACAUAAUUGGUAUUCUGCAGGAGAUACACAAAAAUGUUUUUUUUUUUAAAAGACAGUUAUGGUGAACCUUCAUUGAGUCUGAAUGAAUUUUAAUUAGGUUUAGCAGGAGUUUUUCACCAGAGUGGAGAGACACCAAAAAACUGUGCCUUGAGUCAUCACAGUUACAGGAAAGUCAGAUACUUGGUAGCUCACGCUUCAGUCGACAGUAUUAGUUAAUGGUGCUUAGGCAAUUUGCAGCUGAAAUUACUUUUUUUUAGAAUACUUGCAUUUGAGGUGCUAAAAGACAAUAAAAUCUCCUAACCAGCCAGUAGUGUAGCAAAAACUACAGUACAUGUAGCAAAACACAAUUUCUUUCUAAAUGAAAGUGAAGAUAGACUUUUUGCAUUCUCUUUUGUGCAUGCCUCCUGGAAACAUACAUGAUGGGCAGCACCCUGCGAAUAGAACACUGAGGUAACAAUAUUUAAGACCUCAAACCAAAACCACCAUCAGAGUUCUUUUCUGAGAGCAUUUUCCAAUUGCCAAUGCUUAUUUCUACCAUUUAGUUUAGAGACAUGCUGUUUUAUUUAAGAAAAAUAUGAGUCUAAAAGAUUGCACUGCAUUUAUGAAAAGCUUUCCUUGCCUACUGUAAUGUUCUUUCAAAUAAAACUUUUAUUCUUCUCAAAGCAUGUCUUUAAUUUAUUCUGAGGCUAAAAGCUCUUGUUCAGAUUGCCUGAGUUUUGACCAGGAGGUGCCCUAGAUGUGCUUAGUUUAAUUUUUUUCUGUGUGUAUAACAUUAGAUUGUGUGUAUUGAAAUGCUAUGAUAGGUAUUUUGUGUAUAUCUAAAUGCAACAAAUACUUUCUUGUAUGAAUGUGCGACAGGCUUGUGACUGAAUGCUGUUGCUUAACUUUUUACCAUAGCUGAGCAUCAAAAAAUAGGAAUGCAACAAUUCCCAGGUUUUGGGUUUGUUCUUGAUUACUAAAAUUUGAUUCAAAGGUGAUAUUCUCUGGUUUUUGUGGGCUUGUUAUAUGUUGUAUACUGGUUUGUUGGAAGUGGAAUGUAGUUGGGCUGCUGUGCAACCUUUUUUAUAUGGUGGUGUAAAAUCAGCUUCCUGUCUUCAGAAAACUGUUAUGGAUUAAUUUGUGGCAGUAAUUAUAUCUGUUCUGUCAUUUUAUUUGGUACCAUUCAACAGAGAUGUAAGGCCUCCAAUCCAGCAUUCCUUUCUCAGGCACAACUCUUGUUGAUUCCUUUUCCUUGAGUGAGGACUGCAGAAUCUGGUUUUUAAUUUUGAAACAUGGCAUUUUUAAAAUAGUUCUUAUAUAUAAAAAAAAUGCUUGUUACAUUUCCAUAUUUUUCUCUCAAGCAGUUUUAUCAUUAAACUUAAAUUGUUGUAUUCCUAUAACGUGGGGGGGAGGGGAGAAAAAGAGUAGUAUUUACCUGCAGGGGCUAAUUCAAGGGACACUGGUCUUUUGACGUUACACUUGUGUAAAUUUUGAUACUGUAUUAAAACUAUUUUUUUACAGUUCUGCAUACAACUGGGUAUCAAGUAUCUGUGUUCAUUUUAGCAACGGUAAUAAAUUAUUUAAUCCCA
Messenger RNA from Caretta caretta (loggerhead turtle), 5061 nucleotides. It is a transcript of the gene CCDC85A, whose product is annotated as coiled-coil domain containing 85A. NCBI's taxonomy places the organism in Eukaryota, Metazoa, Chordata, Testudines, Cheloniidae. The record is from RefSeq and is a predicted model, not a curated record.